CAGAUCAAUAAGCUAGAUAGCGACCUGGACCGUGUUUUGCUCCAUCAAUAUGACGCUUAAUUCAUGCAAGAGCGCAGGGGUUUUCCAGAUAAGAACAGGUUUAUCUUGGCUAUGGGUCCUUGAACAAUUCCCAUUUGAUGCUGUGAGUCCAGGAACAACUCAAAACGGCCCAUAAGCUCUAGAAUGACUUGGUACCGGGUGCAGAUUUCGGGAUGGGGGAGAGAUUAAAUAUGGAGAUUGAUAAAUUGUGAGGUGCAUCAUGAUGCAUCUAUUGUGAUGUAACAGUGAGACUGAGUGCAAAAGCUCAUGAGGACGAGCUGACAAGCAAGUUUUAUUUCAUGGAUUUCAGGUUCUGGCAAGAGCAGCAAAAUGUAAAAUGCCUCGAUCAUCCGUCCUCCUCUGCUCCCACCUCUUGUUUUAUCAACACAAUACGCGCAGAUUUCUAACUCAAAGCCUUAAACAAUCCACAAGUGAGGUCCCCAUUGUCACCUAAACCACCAAUUACUUCAACCAAUCAUCAUGGGUCUCGGAGAAGAUAUCAAAGAGUUCGGAGAGGGUGAAAUGCAACAGCAGGGUGGAAACAACGGAAAUGAUAGCGGCAACAAUUUCAGCGAUGGCAUAAGCGAUAGCACCAAAGAUACCAUGGCAGACUCCGCCGUCGACUCAUUUGCGAGCAAGGAGGGAGUACCUUCCCAAUUGGACUCGGGAAUUAACAACGUUGUCAAUGAUGAGGUCAACAAGUUCUAAACAUUUAUGGUUGUUUUUAUGAUUAAUGUUGACAGCGUUGAUAUGGGCUGGAGCAUUAGUUUGGAUUGUGUAAUAUUACCACUCUUGUUAAAUCUUGAAUCAUUUUAGUUUCACAAA
Messenger RNA from Botrytis deweyae, 864 nucleotides. RefSeq lists its product as uncharacterized. NCBI's taxonomy places the organism in Eukaryota, Fungi, Ascomycota, Leotiomycetes, Helotiales, Sclerotiniaceae. The record is from RefSeq and is a predicted model, not a curated record. The transcript is spliced from 3 exons. Bases 520 to 747 code for a protein of 75 amino acids.